This is a messenger RNA of Ilyonectria robusta, 1284 nucleotides long. Its product is annotated as concanavalin A-like lectin/glucanase domain-containing protein. The record is from RefSeq and is a predicted model, not a curated record. Gene Ontology annotation, biological process: carbohydrate metabolic process; fungal-type cell wall organization. Gene Ontology annotation, cellular component: fungal-type cell wall. The coding region runs from base 1 to 1284 and encodes 427 amino acids. Gene Ontology annotation, molecular function: glycosyltransferase activity; hydrolase activity, hydrolyzing O-glycosyl compounds. The transcript has 3 exons. Lineage: Eukaryota; Fungi; Ascomycota; Sordariomycetes; Hypocreales; Nectriaceae.
AUGCUACGCUCUCUGGCAUUGGGCGCUCUGCUUGGGACUGGCUCGGUCCUGGCAACUGUGUCAUGUUCUGCUGACAGCAAGUGCCCCAAGAGCACCCCAUGUUGUUCCACGUAUGGCGAGUGUGGUGUUGGAGCAUACUGCCUUGGUGGUUGCGAUCCCACCAUGUCAUACUCUCUUGACUCUUGCAUGCCUGCUCCUGUUUGCCAGGACCGCACUCUCACCAUGGACUCACUGGAUCGUGUUUCUGAUGUUAGCGAUUACCUUGGAAACUCCACCGAAGCGGAUUGGAUGUCGUCCGGAGACCCUCUUUUGUACAAGGGAAACACUCUUUUAACCAUGCCGAAAGACAGUUCCGGGACUGUUUUAUCCUCUACCGUAUAUAUGUGGUACGGCAAUGUCAAGGCUCGCUUGAAAACGAGUCGAGGUGCCGGCGUUGUGACAGCAUUUAUUCUUUUCUCCGAUGUCAAGGAUGAGAUUGAUUUCGAGUUCAUCGGUGUAGACCUUGAAACAGCCCAGACAAAUUAUUACUUUCAAGGCAUAACGACCUACCCAACACACGCAUCGAAUCUCACCAUGAGUGACAGCUUUGACAACUUCCACGACUACGAAAUUCGCUGGACUCCGGACACGGUCGAGUGGUACAUCGACGGCACUCUGGGCCGCACUUUGAACAAGAACGACACCUGGAACGAGACGAGUCAAAAUUUCGAUUUCCCGCAGACUCCUGCGCGUGUUCAACUAUCCCUCUGGCCAGGCGGUCUUUCCACCAAUGCCGCCGGAACAAUCGCCUGGGCUGGAGGUGAGAUUGACUGGGACGCCGCGGACAUCGAGAAUUACGGGUACUAUUUUGCUACCUUCAGUGAGGUUGUUAUGGAGUGCUACAAUACUUCUACGGCCCCGGGAACGAACUCUGGCAAGAGUUACACGUAUGAUAGCCUCCGUGCUACCAAUGAUACCGUCGUUGACGGCACCGAGGACACGAUUCUCGCCUCUUUCCAAGCCACGGGACUCAACCCUAACAAAGGAGAGAAGUCAUCCUCAAGUUCUGAUACAGUCCCCGGUAGCAGUUCUUCGGGGAAUGACCACAGCGACGAUUCUAGUUCCAGUUCCAGUGCUAGCUCUAGCGCCAGCUCCACUGCCAGCUCAUCAGUUGAUGCAGCCAACUGCAAAGCAACAUCCUUCAGCCAAGAUUGUGCCAGCAGUAGCAGCAAAACUAGCGGCACGCGGACUAGCGCCAGUGUUCCAUUUCUCGUUAUUGCUAGUUGUGCUUUGCUCUGCCUAUAG